Molecule: messenger RNA, 499 nt
Organism: Dicentrarchus labrax (European seabass)
Lineage: Eukaryota; Metazoa; Chordata; Actinopteri; Moronidae
Product: RING finger protein 225-like
Exons: 2
Coding region: 1-459 (152 amino acids)
Source: RefSeq, a predicted model, not a curated record
AUGAAAUGGAAACCGCCUACUCACAUCUACAACUACUACAGUACAAAUGAUGUGGAGGACACUGAGUGCGCUGUGUGUUUCUGUACAUACGAUAACGUAUUCAAGACCCCAAAGCUGCUGGAGUGCCUUGCUCGCAUCAAAGUGACCUCUCCUGAGCUCAAGACCCUGUCCUGCCCCCACGGACAGGACCUGCCCCGCCUGGGCAGCAAUCCGGACAUCAUAGGGAAACUCCCACCAGACAUGCAGAGGGCCCUGUCCAUCCGCUUCAAGCACAAUAAAGGCAAACUGGUCCUGAAGAACCCUCCUCCUAGCAGCCCGAUCAAGCCUAAUAUCCUCAUCCUGAGUCCAGAAGGCCAGGUGACAGCGGGCGGUGACCUCCACUUGAGUGCAAUGGAGCAGGGAAUAGUCCCCACCACGGUGGUGGAUGUAGGCAGGCCUCCAAGCAGGGUCCGAGGUUGAAGGUUGUACCAAAUGUGAUCAUUCACUGUAGGCUUGUUCA